Messenger RNA from Malurus melanocephalus (red-backed fairy wren), 1587 nucleotides. RefSeq lists its product as uncharacterized. The record is from RefSeq and is a predicted model, not a curated record. Lineage: Eukaryota; Metazoa; Chordata; Aves; Passeriformes; Maluridae. The transcript has 4 exons. Bases 1 to 1587 code for a protein of 528 amino acids.
AUGGCCACCAAGAAACUGAGAGAGAAAAAAAUGGGGRAAAUCUCUGUUCCCACACUCCGCAGGAACUAUGGCUUGCAUUUAUCAGCAAUGGUCAAGGUUUAUCACACCUACAGCUGGGGAGAAGACCGAGUUCAAAAACGUUUAAGGAGCCCGAAGGUGCACGAGUCCAUGGGACCUGGCAAGAUACAACCAUGGGUAUGGUUGAAAGAACUGGCCAAGAAAGUGGCUAUGACRCUGUACAACAUAUUUGAGAAGGCAUGGCGAUCUGGAGAUAAGGUAGAAUCAGGAGAUAAGGUAGAACCAGGAGAUAAGGUAGAAUCAGGAGAUAAGGUGGAACCAGGGAGUGACAGCUCAGUCAGUCUCACCUCAAUGUCGGUCAACGUCAUGGAGCAGCUCCUCCUGGAAACUAUGCUAAGGCACAGGGAAAAUAAUGAGGUGAUUGUUAGCAGCCCACAUGGCACCACUAAAGUCGAACCAUGCCUGACAAAUUUUUUGGCYGUCUACGAUAGGGUUACGGCAGUGGUGGAUGAGGGAAAGGCAACAGGCAUGGUCUCCCUGGACUUGUACCAAGGCACUGUCCCGCGGGACAUCUAUGUCUCUAAAAUGGAGAGACAUGGAUCUGACGAAUGGGCCACKGGGUGGAUAAAGAAUUGGCUGGAUGAUCACUCUCAAAGCGCUGCGGUCAGUGGUGCAAUGUCCAAAUGGAAAACAGUGCCAAGUGGCAUUCCUCAGGAGUCGGUAUUUGGAUUGGUCCUUUUUAACAUCUUUGUUGGUGACAUAGAGAGUGGGCUUCAGUGCCCCCUCGGUGAGUUCACCGAUGACAACCAGAUGUGUGAUGCGGUCAGCACUCUGGAGGGAAGGAAUAACACCCAGAGAGAYCUUGUCAGGCUUGAGAGGUGGGCCCAGGUCAUCCUCAUGAAGUUCAGCCAGGCCAAGUGUGAGGUCCUGCACCUGGUUUGGCGCAGUCCCGAGAACAAUUUCAGGCUGGGAAAAGAAUGGAAAGAGAUUAGCCCUGGGGAGAAGGACUUGGAACUGCUGGUAGAUGAAAGGCUCGACAUGACGCAGCAGUGCGUGCUAGCAGCCCAGAAAGCCAUCUGCAUCCUKGGCUGCAUCAAAAGCAACACGGCCAGCGUGUCAAAGGAGGUGGCUCUCUCCCUCUACUCUGCUCUGGUGAGACCCCACCUGGACUACUGUGUGCAGGAGUGGGGCCCCCAGCACCAGGAAGAUGUUGACAUKUUGGAGCAAGUCCAGAGGAGACUCAUUAAGUUGAGCACAGGGCUGGAGCCCAKCUCCUAUGYAGACAGGUUGAGAGAGGURGGGCUGUUCAGCCUGGAGAAGAGGAGGCUCCGGGGAUAUCUAAUAACAGUKUUCCAGUACCUAAAGGGAGCCUGCAAGAGAGCUGAGGAGGGGCUUGUCACAACGGCAUGUAGCGACAGGACAAGGGAGAAUGGCUUUAAGCUGAAGGAGCAGCAGCAGCCAAAAGUCACCAUGGCCACAGCUUUGGAUCAGUCCAUGCUUGCUCAAGCACCUUAUAAAGAAACAGCUUUAGCAAAUGGGGCUCUUGGCGAAGAUNUUCUGAUCAGUUGA